Papaver somniferum (opium poppy) is the source of this 2292-nucleotide messenger RNA. Its product is annotated as wall-associated receptor kinase 2-like. NCBI's taxonomy places the organism in Eukaryota, Viridiplantae, Streptophyta, Magnoliopsida, Ranunculales, Papaveraceae. Bases 1 to 2292 code for a protein of 763 amino acids. Gene Ontology annotation, biological process: cell surface receptor signaling pathway; protein phosphorylation. Gene Ontology annotation, molecular function: protein serine/threonine kinase activity; polysaccharide binding; calcium ion binding. Gene Ontology annotation, cellular component: plasma membrane. The record is from RefSeq and is a predicted model, not a curated record. The transcript has 3 exons.
AUGCUUCUAAAAUUAUGGUAUCUCGUGCAACUCUGUUUCUUCACCGUAGCAUUCUCAUCAUCUGUUCCUCCAUUCUACAAAACAAAGCCAGGUUGUGAAUCCAAAUGUGGUAACGUUUCAAUUCCUUACCCAUUUGUGAUUAUGAAUCAGAGCCUGGAUGAUUGUUCGAUUGGUGAAACAGGUCUUGAAUACGGAAUCACUUGCAAUACUUCAUUUAACCCUCCCAAGCCUUUCAUAGGUACCAGUACCAUUGAGAUUUUUGAUAUAUCGGAGAGCGAAGUUCGAACUGGUAGUGUGCUAGCUGUCUUAUGUUACAAUGAAUCUGGAGAUAUAACACACCACUCGCGGCACUGGAUGGACACCACUGGAUCAUUCACACUAUCGUAUACCAAAAACAUGUUCUUCGGAAUCGGGUGUGAUACAUAUGCAACUUUAGACGGUGACUUGGGUAAGAAAAAAUACGAAAGCUCGUGUUCAUCAGAUUGUGAGAGCAGAGACAGCGUCCAGGAAGGAUCCUGCUUUGGCAGAGGGUGCUGCCAGAGUGCCAUCCCAAGGGGGCUAACGAAGUUUGAAGUAUGGCUCUUUCCCAGUGUAACACCAAAUAUAUCUGUGACCUCUUUUAAUCCUUGUAGUUAUGCUUUCUUAGCUGAACAAGAUCGGUAUACGUUUAAUUCGUCGGAUAUUUUGGAUGGGAAAAAUUUUAUUAGCCGAGGAAAAGAAUUAUCCAUUGUAUUUGAUUGGGCGGUAGGAAAUAAGACUUGCGAAGAAGCUCGGAAGUUGGCAAACUUUUCAUGCCACGACAAUAGUUAUUGCGUCAAUUCUGACAACCAUCCUGGGUAUCGCUGUACUUGUCAUGAUGGAUACGAGGGGAACCCUUAUUUCAGUCCCGGAUGCCAAGACAUAAACGAGUGUGAGGAUCAAAACAACAAUCCUUGUGCCGGGAUUUGCACAAACACCUUGGGUAGUUACAAAUGUUCUUGUCCAAAAGGGAGUCUUGGUGAUGGGAGGAGAGGUGGAAGUGGUUGCUUUCACAAUAAUCAAGCAUCUCCGGUGUUUAAGAUCUCUCUUGGUAUCAGUUUAGGCAUCUUUUUCUUAAUUAUCGGUAGUUCUUGGUUAUACUUCAGUAUGAAGAAGAGAAACCAAAUCCUCCUCAAGGCUAAAUUCUUCGAAAAGAACGGAGGUUUACUUUUAAGGCAACAAAUAUCUUCACAGGAAAGCAGUGGAGAGUCCUCGGCAAAGAUCUUCACGGCAGAGGAGCUAAAACUAGCAACCAAUAGUUAUGAUGAAAAAUUAAUCCUCGGGCGUGGAGGUCAUGGGGUCGUUUACAAAGGAACUUUAUCUGACAAUCGUGUCGUGGCAAUUAAGAGAUCAAAAAUUAUCGAUGAGGCUCAAAUUGAAGAAUUCAUCAACGAGCUUGUUAUUUUAACUCAAGUUAAUCAUCGUAACGUUGUGAAGAUCUUGGGAUGUUGUUUAGAGACUCAAGUUCCUUUACUUGUCUAUGAAUACAUUUCAAAUGGCACCCUUUCUCAACAUAUCCAUCAAACGAAGGAUGUUAUGUCAUCAUCCGUUUCUUGGGAAAGUCGCUUGAGGAUUGCAGCUGAAACUGCAGGUGCAAUUGCCUACUUACACUCCGCAGCUUCCAUACCCGUAAUUCAUAGAGAUAUCAAAUCAGCUAAUGUACUAUUAGAUGAAAAUUACACCGCAAAAGUAGCGGAUUUCGGAGCGUCAAGGUUGAAUCCACUGAAUCAGAAUGAAAUAGACACAUUGGUUCAAGGCACCUUAGGAUAUUUGGAUCCGGAAUACCAUCAAUCUGGCCAGUUGACAGGUAAAAGCGAUGUUUAUAGCUUUGGUGUCGUUCUUGUAGAGCUCUUGACAGGAGAAAUACCCAUUUCAUUCGAAAGACCUGAAGAGCAACGAAACAUCGUAUCGUAUUUUAUUUCAUUGGUAAAAAGAAAUGAUAUGCUCCAUGUUCUCGAGACUAGAUUGGUAACAAAAGGGAAUCGAGAGCAAGUAGUUGCAGUGGGAAUGCUUGCAAAUAGAUGUCUGAGUCCAAAGGGUGGAGAAAGGCCUACCAUGAAACAAGUCGCGAUGGAGCUAGAAAGUUUGAGAAAAGUGGAUUCAUCAUCAACGCGCACAUUAAUGCAGGAUCUUCUUCCUAAACAAGACGCAGGAGAGUGUACAGAUUCAGCAUCUGAGCCAAAAGACCUAUAUGCAAUACCCAUGAUGAGCUCUUCUUACUCGAUCAGUGAUUCUAACGCAAAUAGUUUGGAGAUGUCGUUGAACCCCCGUUGA